Messenger RNA from Neodiprion virginianus, 1724 nucleotides. RefSeq lists its product as uncharacterized. The transcript is spliced from 4 exons. Lineage: Eukaryota; Metazoa; Arthropoda; Insecta; Hymenoptera; Diprionidae. The record is from RefSeq and is a predicted model, not a curated record. The coding region runs from base 235 to 807 and encodes 190 amino acids.
CUUUGCCGAGCAUGCAUAUUCUAUCUGCGGCUUCGCUCGUUUCAAGUUGGAAUUUAACAGUUAAGCUCCUCGCUGCGAAGUCGCGGUCUGCAUACCGCUACAAUUGAGUUUUACGCUGUGUCGUGCAGGAAAGCUCGUGAACUAAUUACAGAAAAUAAAUCGAGACCGGUCGCUGAUUGAACUCCGAUUGCCCAAGAAGAGAAAAAAAAAAAAAAAUCAGAGAAGUGAUAAGCGAUGUGGAAUAAACUGUUUAUACUAAUUGGGUGCGCGGUGAGUGCCUUAGCCACGGCGGAUGUUGGUUUAGAACUAUUCUUUAACGAGGUUCGAAGCCUGAGUCAGCUGCCGAUGGAUAAAUUGAUCCACAUGAAAUCAGUGUUCACCAUCGACCAGGACCAGUCGCAGGAGGACAACGUGACUCUGCAAACCGAUUUUGAACGCUCCUCGUCGAUUCUGCCAGUUGCGCUCCCUCUUACGAGGCCGCAUUCAAAAAGUGUUCGACGUCACGACGACUACUGGCAAGACGGGUGGAGUAAAAACUCGAAAAUAUCCAAGUUCUUCCAGCUGGCUAUCACUGCUCUGUCCUUCUUCGCGUUCGGAGGGUACCUUUUGACUCUUAUCAUCACUGCCAUAAGGAGAAAUGCCGCAGUCGCCCAGCAAGGAAACGUUAUAUUUCUGCAGGGACUGCAAACUGCGGUGAAACGGCCCAAGAGAUCAGCUUUUCAAGAUCCGAUGGAGAACGAUUUCAACACCGAAAGAUUGUACGAAGGGAUGAUUAUGCUGUCGGAAGGCUACGCGCUGUAUAAUUGAACCGUGUAUUUCAUUUCACGAGUGUACGUUUUAUUAUUACAUUUUUCAAUCGUCAAUUACUAUUAGAAACCAAUAUUCGUAGUCAAUGUGACACGGAAACAUUUAGUUCUAGGCAAUCGUAUUGCAGCGUUAAUAAAAAUUUCGUCUGAAUAAAUGUUUAAUGAUAGAAAAUAGCUAUACCAAAUAAUCUCCAACAGAAUAUACUGUGAAAUUUUUCCGUAUCAUAAAGUAGAUGGAAUUCGUCUUGAGGAUUUUAAACGAAAUGUUGAUUCAAAGCUUUUUGAGCUGCUGGACGUUAUAAAAAGGUUUACAGAAUCACAUCCGGAAUCGAUUGGAACAAGCUACAACAGAAAAUAUCAUAGAAUAACUUUGACGGAAUCUUUAUUUCCGUGUGUUAAACGCGCUGAUAUCUAAUGAAAAAUGCCCUUCAAAAAUACCUUUUUAUACGUCACGUUAGAAAAAAUGAAAUGAAAUCUUCUAACAAGACGAGGCGAUCAUAAUACCGAAUACGUUUCCCCAUUACUCGAAUCUCAUAAGUUACAUCACAUCGACUAUGGAGAUGUAUACCUGGCUUGCUGGUUUACAGAUAUUUACCACGAAUAUCUAUAUACGUUCAACACCUGGUUUAUUUCGAAGUGGGAACUCCCCGCAGUGCACGACUGGUGGUCCAACGUGUUCAGGAAUUCAUAUUUAAUUAAUAUAAGCACUGCUAGGCUCGCACAAGCACUUUUUAUGAAUAUUGAGUCUUUCAGUGUCGCAACUCGGUCCUUCGUAUAACGAUAGUUACUCACAUGUUGACGAGUGGAACGGGAUUCCAUGCGAACCCAACCAAAGUCUGACCCUCACCGUUUUUGAUUUUGUUGAAACAUUUUUUCUGCCCUUCUCCCAACUCUGAAAUAGUACCGCACAUUUUUUCA